Molecule: messenger RNA, 2082 nt
Organism: Aspergillus nomiae NRRL 13137
Lineage: Eukaryota; Fungi; Ascomycota; Eurotiomycetes; Eurotiales; Aspergillaceae
Product: arylsulfotransferase family protein
Exons: 3
Coding region: 1-2082 (693 amino acids)
Source: RefSeq, a predicted model, not a curated record
AUGCCUGGUGGGUCUGCGCCUUGGUCUUCCGUCCGCAUAAUGGGCUCUCUUUUGGUCUGGUUGCUAUGCUGUCUGCCGGGGGUCGUCGCAGAAAUCGAUUCAGUAUUUCGAUCGAGACCUGAUCUAUAUCCCCCCGUCCUCACUAUAGAACGCAGCAGCCCCGACAAAGUUACUCCAGGAUAUAUUUUUGUUGGGCCGUAUGAGGCGGCUAACUCAGGUCCUUAUAUUUAUGAUAAUGACGGCAAUCUAGUAUGGAGCGGCUGGGGAAGUUCCGGUCCCGGCAACGCGCACGGCAUGCAUGUGUGCAAAUACAAAGGGGAAGAUCAUCUUUGCUUCUUCCAAGGUGUUCAACAGAAUGGAUAUUGCCGGGGCCAUGGCGUCAUCAUGGACAAUCAAUAUCGUACCGUGAAGACGGUCCUCCCUGGGGGUGGAAUGGCGUCGAGCGAUAUGCACGAGUUUCUACCCAUUAACGACGGCAAAACUGCACUGUUGACCGUAUAUCAACAGCGACAGUUCGAUAUGAGCUUAUGGAAUGUCAAGACUGGGAUGGGGUGGUUGAUGGAGAGUGUUUUCCAGGAAGUGGAUGUGGAAACGAACGAGGUGCUGUUUGAGUGGAAGUCGCUUGACCAUGUUGAUCCUACAGCUAGCUACACCUAUCCUGGCCACACUGAUACGUCGGGAACCGGGCUGGACCCGCGCUCCCCGUGGGAUUAUUUCCACAUCAAUUCCGUCGAUAAAAACGAGGACGGUGAUUACCUGAUCUCGUCGCGACACACGUGCGCGAUCUACAAAAUCUCCGGCCAGAAUGGGACGGUGAUCUGGCAGUUACAUGGCGCCAACCCGUCCUUCACAAAUAUCAACUUUAGUUUCUCUCAGCAGCACGAUGCACGAUUCCUGAACGAAAACGGUACUCACACCUUACUGUCCUUGUAUAACAACGGCUACAAUGGGUUCAACCAAACACACGAAUAUUCCUCCGGUAUGAUCAUUUUGAUCGACCAUGUGGCUAAGACGGCCACUCAGGUGCGCGAUUAUGCCCCUUUGAAUAUGGACAUGCUUAGCUCGAGUCAGGGCAACAUGCAGGUCCUGCCUAAUCACCAUGUGUUCAUGGGAUGGGGGAACAAUGCGUACGUCUCCGAACACGACCAGAACGGCAACCUGGUGCUGUGGGGAUACAUUGAUAAGGACAAAAUCAUGAACUAUCGCGCUCAAAAGUUCCAGUGGGACGGGAUGCCGACGGACGUGCCUGCUCUGUGGACAUAUUCUCGAUCGACCGAGCCCUUCUCCUCAUUGACCUUGUACGUAAGUUGGAACGGUGCAACACGAGUGAGGUAUUGGCGGUUCUACGGUGCCAUGAACAUGACAGGUCCGUAUGCAUUGUUAAACCAAGUGACGAAGAAGGGCUUCGAGACGAGUUAUACGUUUCCGCACUACUACCCAUGGACGUACGCGGAGGCUGUAGAUCUCGAGGGCAAGGUGUUGGGCAAGUCGCGGCAUAUGUUUACUUUUACACCUUCCGGGGAACUGCAACAGUACUGCGCGGACAAUAUGUGCGAGAAUGCUCCGGCGUAUGGGCUUCCUGGCGAAGAGGGAGCCGGUGCAUUCAUCCCUCCGCUGGGCCUUGUUACUGUGCCGUGGGUUGACCCAGAGAACCCGGAAGCCCAUUACGACUGGGGUGAGUCUUCAGAGCCCGGGUCACAACCGCUGGAUGAUGCCAAGGAUACUUUGAAGACUGCAUACGGUGAGCUUUCCUUACUCCAGAAUGGCAAUUUAAAGAUCUGGAAACUAACCACGGAGAUGUUCCCAGAGCGCGGAUGGUUUGUCCCUAUCUUGGCGGUUGGUGUGGCCGCGAUCGGGGUUUACAUGGUGGUUCGAAAGUGCCGACUGCGACGACCUGAUAACUACGCGGUGAAAGAGCGCCGAUCAUUAGAGCCAUUGGACGAUUCCAUCGACGAGCCUAAACAGAUGAGCGACAUGCCGUGGUGGCAUUGGCGGCGAUGGGCCGGAGCAUCCGACGGGCCUCGCUACUUCCCCUUGACGGAGCCGGGUUCGAGAAGGAACGGAGAUAUGCCCUCGGAGUAG